Geodia barretti is the source of this 414-nucleotide messenger RNA. NCBI's taxonomy places the organism in Eukaryota, Metazoa, Porifera, Demospongiae, Tetractinellida, Geodiidae. The record is from the annotation of a GenBank genome assembly.
AUGACAGGCCAGAUUCGCGUGUUGGUCGCGAAGCCGGGCCUCGACGGCCACGACCGCGGCGCGAAAAUCGUCGCCCGGGCCCUGCGUGACUCGGGCAUGGAAGUGAUCUACACCGGAAUCCGGCAGACCCCCGACAUGAUCGCCGAAGCGGCGUUGCAGGAAGAUGUGCAUGUGGUGGCGCUGUCGGUGCUCUCCGGUGCGCACCUUGAGCUGUUCCCGCGCAUCCUUGACGCUUGUCGGCAGCGGGGUAUUACACCUGAAAACACGCUGUUCCUCGGCGGAGGCAUUAUUCCCGACGAGGAUGCCGAAGUAUUGCAGAACGCAGGCUUUUCCGCCGUCUUCGGACCAGGCGCGCACACCGGCGACAUCGCCGAGUACGUCCGCGCCCACGUGCCUGGGCUUGACCGGUCGUGA